Schizosaccharomyces octosporus yFS286 is the source of this 1739-nucleotide messenger RNA. Its product is annotated as xanthine phosphoribosyltransferase. NCBI's taxonomy places the organism in Eukaryota, Fungi, Ascomycota, Schizosaccharomycetes, Schizosaccharomycetales, Schizosaccharomycetaceae. Gene Ontology annotation, biological process: GMP salvage; hypoxanthine metabolic process; IMP salvage. The transcript has a single exon. Gene Ontology annotation, molecular function: hypoxanthine phosphoribosyltransferase activity. The record is from RefSeq and is a predicted model, not a curated record. Gene Ontology annotation, cellular component: cytoplasm. Bases 733 to 1365 code for a protein of 210 amino acids.
AUUUCAUUUGAAGGGCCUUGUCUGUAGUCAUAUUUAGUAAAUUAUUCAAGAACGUUUAUACCAUUCGUGUCCUGUUCUAUUUGUGAUACAGAUUUUACUGUCUAUGCUACGAAUGUCUAUAGUAUUUUGCUUUUUCUUUUCUAUUUGAUCAAUUGAUGCUUGUUUCCUAGUUUUUACAACUCUAACUAAAAAGACUUCCUGCUCGUUAGAGCAGGUUUUUAAGAUCGAAGCAUGGAUGGACCUACUCAAAUGACCAAUGUCUUUGCUCUGCUAUAGAAGCUAUCAAAGCUAGAGAAUGCUUCCAAGUUAGACAGAAGCCAGCAUCUAACAUGCAAUAACGCCGAAACAUAGGAGAUGCCAGAUUCACUGUCUUGAAAGCUUUCUUUGAUUUAUCCCGUCAUUUCGUACUUCCCAUCACUGUACCAUUAUUUCUAAGGAAAAGGAUUGAACAUCCACCAAAAACUUUAGGGUAGGGUUUGUAUUGUUUUAUCGGUAUCAAAAUUUACAAGAGUGUAAAUCCGCAAACUACAAUCUCAUCGAUUUUUUUUUACAAAAGCAUUAUAUAAAGGGAUCCUGACUCGAAUAGAUACUGUCUAUUUAGAAAUAUUUCCCCUAAAACACAGGAAAUUCUUUUUUGGCUUUAUUCCAUUCAUUCGCUGUUCUUCAAAAUUCCUUUAAGUUAUCCUUUGCUGUUUUUGAAUUUACAUUUUUAAUUUCUAUCUAUUUCUCAAUAUGGAGCCAGUUCGUCUUUAUUAUAGCUACAACGAUGUUCAUAAAAUGUGUGCUGAGCAAGCUAAUCACAUCUUGCAGGUCUUUCGCCCAGAUGUGAUUAUCGCCAUCGGUGGUGGUGGUUUUAUUCCUGCUCGUAUUCUCCGUACCUUUUUGAAGAAGAAAGGCAGCAAAAACAUUCCCAUUCAAGCCAUUGGUCUUAGCUUAUACGAAGAACUAACCACCGACUCUCCUGAAGAAGUUCCCGGUGUCGAGGUGAAACGUACUCAAUGGUUAGAUUUCAGUACUUUGGGUAUGGUCAGUUUGGUCGGAAAGAACAUUUUGAUUGUAGAUGAAGUAGACGAUACUCGUACUACUCUUCACUAUGCCGUUCGUGAAUUGCAAAAUGAUGUUGCCAAGCAAGCAAAAGAAUUAAACCGUGAACACGAAAAGACUAGUUUUGGUAUUUUCGUCGUGCACAACAAGGUUAAACCCAAGAAUGCAGAACUCGACAAAGAACUCGUCGACAACUAUUACUUUGCCGGCUGCAAUACUCCCGACUAUUGGAUUAUGUAUCCUUGGGAAGCUAUUGACAUCGAUGAACAUGAUGCCCUUGUCAACAAACAAAAAAGCAAAUUAUUAGAUAAAUCUGCUUAAAGUCCUCCCCCUUCUCAUCGUUCUCUUAUUGAAUUCUUUGAUCUGUCUGUGAGUAAAUACUUCUUCUUUUUUUACUAGAUGAUGUUAUUUCCAGAUAUUCUCGUCUAAUACACCAAUUGCUGUUUUACUCCUACGUUUUUUACUGAUUAUAGAAAGCUUUUUUGUUUCUUCUCUUUUUUUGGGUUUCCUAUCUUUAUAUGAAUAUAAUAUGGAUGCACCUUUUUAAAGGUUAUUUUAGCAUCUUGAUUCAGAUUCAGAUUAGUCUUUUAUUAAUCAACUCGAUCAGUUAUAGCUUAGCAUAGUAUAGCAUAAUAAUCGUGAGAUAUACCUCUACAAUGUAUAGAAAGUGUAACUAUUAAUAGUUUCAUUUCAUG